Messenger RNA from Dromaius novaehollandiae (emu), 4264 nucleotides. RefSeq names its product ERCC excision repair 6 like, spindle assembly checkpoint helicase (gene ERCC6L). The coding region runs from base 90 to 3959 and encodes 1289 amino acids. Gene Ontology annotation, molecular function: protein binding; ATP binding; ATP-dependent chromatin remodeler activity. Lineage: Eukaryota; Metazoa; Chordata; Aves; Casuariiformes; Dromaiidae. The record is from RefSeq and is a predicted model, not a curated record. The transcript is spliced from 2 exons.
GCUGAUUGGCGCACGGCCCUCUAUUUGCAUGCGUAGAGGCGAGCGCGGGCUUUCAAGCGCAGCAGCGGCAGCGGCGGGGCGCGCGCGCCAUGGCGGACGCGGGGCUGGACCCGGCCUUGGCGGAGCGGUACCGCGGGCUGGUGAGCGAGGCGAAGGCGGCGGCGGGCGGGGGGGACCUGGAGGAGGCGCUGCGCCUGUUCCGGCUGGCGGCCGCGAUCCGCCCCAGCGAGAAGCUGAGCGGCCGCAUGCGGCGGGUGGAGGCGGCGCUGGCCGAGGCGGCGGCGGCCGAGGCGGAGGAGGAGGAAGGCUUCGUGGACGUGUGCGGCAGCGGCCUGCUGCUCUACGGGGAGAUGCACGGGAAGCUCUUCCAGCACCAGCGGGAAGGCGUCGCCUUCCUGUACCGCCUGCACCGGGAGGGCAGGCCCGGCGGCAUCCUGGCUGAUGACAUGGGCCUGGGCAAGACCAUCCAGAUCAUCGCCUUCCUCUCGGGCAUGUUUGAUGCCGACCUUGUCCGGCACGUGCUGCUCAUCAUGCCCACCACGCUGGUCAGCAGCUGGCUGGCAGAGUUUGCUCGCUGGACCCCGGGCCUGCGCGUCAAGGAGUUCCACGGCACCAGGAAGAUGGAGCGCACCAGGAACCUGGAGAGGGUCCAGAGAAGGAGUGGCAUCGUUGUCACGAGCUACCAGAUGCUCAUUAACAACUGGAAGCAGCUUGCCAGCAGCCGUGAAGAGGAGUUUGUCUGGGACUACAUCAUUCUCGAUGAAGCGCAUAAAAUCAAGUGCCCGUCAAACAAAACGACAAAGUGUGUGUAUGCCAUCCCUGCAAAGCAUCGCCUCCUCCUCACGGGCACCCCUGUGCAAAACAACCUGCGCGAAAUGUGGUCCUUGUUUGACUUUGCAUGCCAGGGUUCUCUCCUAGGAACAGCCAAAACAUUUAAAAUGGAAUAUGAGAAUCCUAUUACGAGGGCAAGGGAGAAGGAUGCAACUAUAGGAGAAAAAGCGCUGGGACUUAAGAUAUCUGAGAAUCUAAUGACCAUUAUAAAGCCAUAUUUCCUCAGAAGGACUAAAGAAGAUAUAAAAGAAAAUUGUAAUGCUGACAAACCGGAUGCUCCUCUUCCUGAGGAUCCAAGUGAGAACAGCGCUCCUGUUAUGCCAUCUCUUACUAGGAAAAAUGACUUUGUUGUGUGGGUGUAUUUAGCACCAAUACAAGAGGAGAUCUACAGGAACUUUCUCUCUCUGGAUCAUCUGAAAGAAGUGCUGAUGACAACCCGAUCACCUUUGGCGGAGCUGACUGUCUUGAAGAAGCUGUGUGACCACCCCAGGCUUCUGUCUGCAAGAGCAUGUAUCCAGCUGGGCUUAGAAGGACACGAAUACUCUGAGGAGGAUUACAAGAGUGAAACAGGUUUCCUUCCAGGAGCUAACAAAAUUGAUCAUCUACCUGAAGAGGCUUUGAUUCAGGAGUCUGGGAAAAUGCUGUUCCUUGUAGGACUUCUAGAAAGGCUGCGAGAUGAGGGACACAGAACACUGGUAUUCUCGCAGUCGAGGAAGAUGCUAGAUAUCAUAGAGCAUGUCUUGUCUCGCAGACGAUUUAAGAUCCUGCGUAUUGACGGAACAGUAACACACUUAACGGAACGGGAGAAGCGCAUUAGUGCAUUUCAGAAUGACAAAGACUACUCUGUCUUCUUGCUCACCACGCAAGUUGGUGGUGUUGGUAUAACCUUAACAGCUGCUAGCCGAGUGGUGAUCUUCGAUCCCAGCUGGAAUCCAGCGACAGAUGCCCAGGCUGUGGACAGAGCUUAUAGGAUUGGGCAAAAAGAGAAUGUAGUAAUUUACAGACUGAUCACCUGUGGUACUGUGGAAGAGAAAAUAUAUAGGCGACAAGUAUUCAAGGAUUCCUUAAUAAGGCAGACUACUGGUGACAAAAAGAACCCAUUUAGGUAUUUUUCCAAACAGGAACUAAGGGAGCUUUUCACAUUAGAAGAUACUCGAACAUCUGCAACUCAGAUCCAGCUGCAGUCUCUGCAUGCCACCCAACGAAAGACUGAUGUGCAGCUGGAUGAACAUAUUGCUUAUUUGCACUCUCUGGAAAUGUUUGGCAUUUCUGAUCAUGACUUAAUAUAUACAAGGGAAAUAACUCACGAGGAGCAGGCUGAGAGUGAAGAGGCCCAUCAGUAUAUUCAACAAAGGGUACAGAAAGCCCAUGAGCUAGUUCAGUUAGAGUCUCAGCUUAGAGACCAGAGAAUGGAGAGAAUCAGAAAUGCUUCUGAGGGGACAUGGCCAGGAGCACCAGACCUGGCUUCCCAGCCAAAGAAGAAAUCUCCAGGACUGAACAACAUCUAUCAAUCUGUUUCGCCACCAGUAGUUGCUAAACUUGAAAAUGAUGAAGCCAUAGAUCUUACAGAGGAUGAGGAAGUUCAGAUUGUUAAUGUCAGCUCUAAAAUGACAAGUCUGACUAUUGAUGAUGUAGGUGAAGAGAAAUUGGCACAAGAUGUGUCCAGUAUGGAUACUAGUGCUGAGGUAGUGAAACCCUCCAGUAUACAAGAAUAUGAGCAAGAUCUUGAAUCCAGCAUUAUACCAUUAUCCCCUGGACUUCAUCCACUUGACAGGGAGAGUAUGAGUCUUGAACACAAACAGUAUUCCCGUACUCCUGUAAAUUCAAAUAGCUUGACUGAGGCAGGGAAUGGUCUAUCUGAACAAUCUCAGCACUCCUGUGAUGAAUCUGGUAUGGCUGACUAUCCUAACACUGCAGAACUGUCGGAUCGGGUACCUGAACCACUUUCUGCCUUGGGGACAGAUGAGAAUGACAUUCCUGAGCCACCUUUGGCUGCCACACUGCUGAGAUUAUCAAAUGUUAUGCCGGAAGUCCCUGCUGGGAUCCAGAACUCUCAUGUGCUGGAAGCCAGUUUGGAGGCUAUGUCUGUGUCUUCUCUCCAGGAUCAAGUGGACUUCAAUCUUGUCUUGGAAGAGUCUGAAGAUGGAUGGCAAGAUGUCUCAAAUGGGGAAAGAUCACUGGAGAAUCCAGAAAAGGCAGAGGAGUUUCAACUACAAGCAGAAAGUGAUUGUAAAUCUCCAAUGAAAAGUUGGGUAUGUGAGAAUGAUAACUCUGGAAACUCCUGUCACACAGCUGAAGAUGAUCUGAAUAACUCGCUGCAAGGGAAUGAAGCAUCAGAGGAAAGCAGUAGCGUCUUUGCUUUUACUAGGAAGAAGUGCAUACAAAGAAUCGCUUCAGACAGUGAGGAUGAAAACCAUUCCAUUGUGAUCUUGAAGGAAAACAAGUUUGAUAAAAGGUCAUCUCCAUUGAACAGCCCUCUACAUCAAUUUUUGGAAGGAAUCAGUGCAUCCACUCCUAAAUGUGACAGAAGUAUAGCAAAAGCCAUCUUUUCUCCCCAGGUAACUAACAGUGGGAACAGGUCUACAGCUUCCAGAAGAUCUAUAAUCAACAUGGUGGUGGACCAGGUUGAGGAUAUUGGAGAAAUCAUGGGAACCACUGAUGAAGGAACCACUGAUGAUGAAGAAAAUACUGAGGAGCAAGAAGACCUUGUAGAAGAAGAAGCUGAAGAGUGUAGUGGGGAAUCUGCUGAACCUGAAGAAGAACCUGCUGGAGAAACACUUGACACAGUUGGAGAAUCCUUCCAUCUAGAUUGCACGCAGUCUGAACAGUCUGAAGCAGAUGAGACGGAGUCAUCUCAGGAGGAAUCCACUGGUGAUGCUGAACUUCAGUCUGGUGAGCAGAUAGACUACUUCACCCAGGAAAGUGUCUCCCAGAAAGACACUGGCCAGAGUUCCUCUCCUGCCUUAGAUAAUUAUGAUACCUUAAUAGACUGUGGGAAGAAACUGAAGGAUGAGGGAAAACUACAGGAGGCGUUGAACUGUUUUCUGCAAGCUCUUGACAUAAAAAAUGGAAAUCCUGAAGUUAUGCUUAUGACCUUAAACUUGUAUAGACAGCUAGCCCAGAAAUGAAAUAUGUAUGCCUUUGCAGUCUCACUUUUCUCAUAAAAUGUUGGUCUAAAUUAUAUCACAGGUUUAUACUAGCUUGGGACCGAUAGCUGCCACAGGAAUUUCUUCUUUCAUGUUGUGAAACUUGCAGUCAUGGCGACUGACCGAGUCCAGCAUUCAUGCCUCUGUAAGGAAGCAGUCUGAGGAUCAAGCAGUCUGUUGUUAGGUUUUAAGUGAUGAGAAAGGGGCUUCACUAUGGAUUCAGUUCACUAAGACAAAAACAUUUCAUGUUCCUGUUUGCUUAAUAAAAUGUUUCUUCUAUGCCUCAA